Tribolium madens (black flour beetle) is the source of this 4043-nucleotide messenger RNA. RefSeq lists its product as uncharacterized. Gene Ontology annotation, cellular component: nuclear replication fork; cytoplasm; nucleus. The transcript has 17 exons. Bases 154 to 4002 code for a protein of 1282 amino acids. Gene Ontology annotation, molecular function: ATP binding; metal ion binding; ATP-dependent chromatin remodeler activity. Gene Ontology annotation, biological process: DNA repair; mRNA catabolic process; replication fork processing. Lineage: Eukaryota; Metazoa; Arthropoda; Insecta; Coleoptera; Tenebrionidae. The record is from RefSeq and is a predicted model, not a curated record.
UGCGGGGUUGGCGACACAAAUUACCGUUUUUGGGGUGAAAGGUGCAUGUUUACGGCAUCAAAUGCAAUUCAUGCGAAUUUUCGAAAUUUUCCAUUUUUACGCCCUUUCCAUGCAUCAGAAUCAUAUUUUGCAAGUCCCGUUUAGAUAUCUACCAUGGAAGUAACAAGUUCAAAUUUCAAAGAAUUGCUACCAGAAAUUGAGAAAGUAAUCAACAGAUCGACUUUUCUGGCUAUUGAUUGUGAAUUCUCCGGCUUGAAUGUUGUUUCCGAAAUAAACGCCUUCGAUACGCCCAAGCAGUAUUAUGAAAAAGUGCGCAAAAAUUGUAAGGAGUUUUUAGUGCUUCAGUAUGGGAUUAGUGCCUUUCGGUGGGUGUGGGGGUGUGAAAGGGGCUUUCGUGAUCGUGUUUGUUGCAGGUUUGAUCCCGCGGAUAAGAAAUUCAAGCAGCAGAGUUACAAUUUUUAUAUAUUUAGAAGACCCAUAAAUAACAAUAUUCCCGAUCAGAGAUUUUUAUGCCAGACUUCUAGUAUCAAUUUUCUGACGACUCAGGGCUUUGAUUUUAAUAAACUAUUCAAAUUUGGGAUCUCCUACUUGAACAUAUCUGAAGAAAGUGGUUAUAGAGACAAAUUAGAAGAAAGGAAAAAGUUUAGAAAUAACCAAAAUACGCCACAACAUAAUCAAGAUAUUGUACCAAUUCCUGAAGAUGCACAACCAGUAAUUGACGAUUUUAUGAAACAUUUGAGUGAUUUUUUGGACAGUGAUGAGAAUGAAUUGGAAUUGCCCAAAUGCAAUGCUUUUAUCAGAAGAUUAGUUUAUCAAACUACCGCCCAAAAAUUCACAAAUAAAAUUGUCUUACAAACGAAACAAAAUAAAAAUAAAGAUAGAAUUUUAGUAGCGUCAAAAUGCAAAAGUAAGGAGGACCAACAGGAGAUUGAGAAGCGUCUCUUCGAGGAGGAAAUGACAAAUUUACAUGAUUUUAUCGGAUUUACGAAAGUUUUACGAAUCGUUGUUGAAUCUGGAAAAUUAAUUGUUGGACAUAACAUGUGUUUAGAUUUUUUACACACAAUUGAUAAAUUUUUAACGCCACUCUCGGUCAAUUAUGAGGAAUUUAAAGACUGCGCCCAUUCACUAUUUAAAAACGUUUUAGAUACUAAAUUUAUGUCAAGUUCUGAUGAGUUUAAAGAUUUGAUUCAAUCGACUGUUUUAAAAAGCGUUUUGGAAACGGUUUCAAAAGCCCCGUUUGUGAUACCACCAGUUGAAGUUGAAGAUGAGGGUCAAGGCUAUUGCGUGGAUGAUUUAAAAGAGCAUGAGGCAGGAUAUGAUGCUUAUAUAACUGGAUUAUGUUUCCUUUCCAUGUGGAAUUAUUUAGGAACGUUAAAAAAAUUAUCAUUUGAAGAGACUUUCAAAGAUUUUACGUUACUGAAACCUUAUUUAAACAAAUUAUAUUUGAUGAUGUUGAGGGACAGUCAGUACAUUAAUUUGGAAGGCGAGGAUCCAAACCCUUCACGAGACCACGUUUUUUACCUCACAUUCCCCAAAGAGUGGAAACAGAGUAACAUAAUCGAGCUAUUUAGCCCAUUUGGUGGCGUUUAUGUCGCUUGGAUUAACGAAACUUCAGCUUACGUGGGGCUUCAUAAAAGGGAUCAAGCGGCUGUUGCUUUAAGUACCUUGUCUCAAAGUGACACUUACAGCAUUAUGCCGUUUGUUAAGAGACAGUCGCAGAUGAGUGGUCUUAAGACACCACUGUCAUCACCAGCGCCCUCUAAUCGUCGUAAAAGAAGCAUGGAAUUUCAAUCCAAGUGCAAUAAAAAAAUAAAAACCGACAAAACGUCGCACGGAAACAUGAAGUGUUCGCCCAUUUUGGAAGAUGUGGAAGCGGAAAAUGACGCAACACCCAAAAAAUGCCUCAGAAAAGAGGCCAAAACGUUUAGGGGCUUUUUUGAUUUAAAUUUAUUAUUUAUUUAUUAUAAAUGUGUUACUGUUUCAAACAAAAUGGAAUGCACACCGGAAGAAAUCGAACGUAAAAGACUCCUCGCUUUGGAGAAACGGGCUAAGAAGCGGCUGCUCAGUCCCCAAAACUCUAACCUCAAAAAUGAAAGUAACGCAAAAAUCGCAGCCCCACAGACUUCCCCGUUCCGUUUCAAGGACCCAAGUCAGUCAUCGAAACACAACGUAAAACCUUACGACAAGCCCAAAGCGACUUUACCAUUUUACGGCAAAGAUAAAGUGAUAACAGGGAAAUGUAGUUUGAUAGCAGAAGACAGAUUUGUGGUGGAACUUUCCGGAUUCAGCACACCAGCCAUUGAGAUUUUCAAGACUAUACCAACACGAAAUUACAAUGUUAAAACAAGAAACUGGGAUUUUCACGUCAAAGAUCAUGACGCGUUAAUUACGAAACUGCAAGGAUUACGGCCCAAUGUUCUCGUGGAGAAACUACCGACGUUUGUCCUCAAUUGCGUAAAUGGAGAAAAAAACGAUUAUUCGAAUAUUGAUUUGAGUAACAUUGACCCCGAACUGGGGGGCGCUUUAAUGCCGUUUCAACAAGAAGGAGUCCGUUUCGGUAUUGAUAAAAAUGGGAGGUGUUUAAUUGCAGAUGACAUGGGUUUGGGUAAAACAUUCCAGGCUUUAGGCAUUGCCCAUUAUUACAAGGACGACUGGCCUUUGCUCAUCGUAACGACCAGUUCCAUGAAGAACGUCUGGGAGGAAACCAUCAUGCGUUACCUUCCAAGUGUCUCAAUUUUCCACAUUCAGUACAUGACCACGGGGAAAGACUACAUCGGGGAUAGUCGAGUCUUAAUCGUAAGCCACGACAUGAUGUCACGUUACGUCGAUAAUCUACUGAAAAAACAAUUUGGAGUGUUGAUCAUUGACGAAUCACACAAUUUAAAAAACUUCAAAGCGAAGUGCACAAAAGCGGCCACUGCUUUGGCCAAAAAAGCCCUGCGGGUCAUCCUCUUGAGUGGCACACCUGCAUUGUCACGCCCCAGCGAACUCUUCUCCCAGUUAUCACUAAUCGAUGAUAAAUUCUUCGGUAGUUUUUUCGAUUACAGCAAGCGGUACUGUGAUGGUAGAUCGACGAAUUUCGGCUGGGACGCAUCAGGAAAAUCCAAUUUACAAGAGUUGGAAAUCGUUUUAAACCGCAAAUUUAUGAUCAGGCGGACCAAAGACGAGGUCUUGAAGGCGUUACCAUGCAAAUCGCAAGAAGUGGUCACUCUGGAUGUGAAUUUGAACGAAUUUAGUACCGAAGACAAGGAGUGUUUAAAUGCCUUGGCUGCUAAAUACGCCAAUCAGAAGAAAAGUGCAGAGAAACACGCAAUUUUACUAACUUUUUUUUCUGAAACUGCGAAAAUUAAAAUACCAUCAGUGUGUUCGUAUAUUUUGCAAGUUUUGAAGAGUAAACAAAAAUUUCUGGUUUUUGCCCACCACCAAAUUAUGCUAAAUGCAGUUUGUAAUGUCCUUGACAAAAAAAAUGUUAAAUAUAUUAGAAUCGAUGGGGGCACGACUUCGGAACAAAGGAAAUAUUUUGUCGAUAAGUUUCAAUUAAAUGACGAGUUUUUGGUUGCUGUGUUGUCAAUCACUGCUGCUAAUGCUGGAAUUACGUUGACAGCAGCCCAAUUAGUGCUAUUUGCGGAGUUACAUUGGAACCCUAGUAUUUUAAGCCAAGCCGAAAGUCGGGCCCACCGCAUAGGGCAGCAAAAUCCCGUGAUAAUAAAGUAUUUGCUGGCCCCAGGGACAGCGGACGAUUCAAUUUGGCCAAUGUUGCAAAAUAAGCAGAAAAUUCUGGAGGAAGUUGGACUUUCACGCGACUCAUUUGAGAAUGUUUCAGUCACGAAACAAGAAACUGAAUCACAUAAGGAAAAUUUAAAUAUAAGUUCUAAUCGUACAAGUGCCAACACUUUGGAUAUUACCACUUAUUUCAAGGAUACGAAAAGUGAUAGUGAAACAGACAGUUUGGAUGAUAUUUUUAAUGAUGAAAUAGAUAGAAUUUUAUGCAACUUAGAUUGAUCUAUUUCCUUAGGUUUUUUUCAAUAAAUUUAUUAAAUCAA